AUGGACCAGCUGCCAGUUGAUUUUUUCACCAACGCCGCGGCUUACACGCCCCGUGUCUAUCGCGACCAAUACCCCGCGAUCGAUCCCACGUCUCCAUCCCUUAACCAGGCGGGUCAAAUCGUCAUCAUCACUGGAGCCUCUUCUGGCAUAGGCGCAAAUGGAAUUGCACCGGCGUUCGCAAAGGCUAAAGCAAAGGCACUUGUACUCGUGGCACGCAACGGGAAGAAGCUUCGAGAGACCGAACAAGAAAUUAAAAAGAUCCAUCCUGCCACGAGCGUUCUCGUGCAACCAACAGACAUUACGAACAGUGAUGCAGUGGUUGCUCUGUUUGAGAAAAUAAGAUUCAAAUACGGCCAUGUAGACGUUCUAGUCAACAACGCUGGUACAUUCAGUCAUCCUUCCCGCAUCGUAGAUGCGGACCCAGCCGAGUGGUGGAAUGAUUUCGAGGUGAAUGUCAAAGGCCAAUUUCUGGUUACCCAAGCCUUCUUGAAGCUGCUUGGGACUGAAAGAAAGGGGACUAUGAUAUCCAUGUCAUCUGCUAUUGCGACAUCUCUUCACCCCAUGAUGAGUUCGUAUUCGAUCUCCAAAAUGGCGUUGUUAAGGCUGAAUGAUUAUGUCGCUGCUGAAUAUCCGAAUGUGUGCGCUGUCAGCCUACAACCUGGACUUGUCAUGACCGAUAUGGUGCUCGAUUCUCUCAAGCGUUUUGCUAUUGAUACCCCUGCUCUGAUUGGUGGAACAACCGUGUGGCUGGCGACGGAUGCAGCACGUUUUCUGAAUGGUCGCUUUAUUUCUGCAAACUGGUCUGUCGAGGAUCUCGCUGCGGCAAAAGAGAAGAUCCUUGAGGGAAAUGACUUGCAGUUGGUAUAUCAGGGGAAGUUCGGUCUAGAUCAAUCUCAGUAG
Molecule: messenger RNA, 900 nt
Organism: Aspergillus pseudoviridinutans
Lineage: Eukaryota; Fungi; Ascomycota; Eurotiomycetes; Eurotiales; Aspergillaceae
Product: SDR family NAD(P)-dependent oxidoreductase
Exons: 2
Coding region: 1-900 (299 amino acids)
Cellular component (GO): membrane
Source: RefSeq, a predicted model, not a curated record